Propithecus coquereli (Coquerel's sifaka) is the source of this 5698-nucleotide messenger RNA. RefSeq names its product solute carrier family 4, sodium bicarbonate transporter, member 10 (gene SLC4A10). The coding region runs from base 241 to 3588 and encodes 1115 amino acids. Lineage: Eukaryota; Metazoa; Chordata; Mammalia; Primates; Indriidae. The transcript is spliced from 27 exons. Gene Ontology annotation, biological process: monoatomic anion transport; transmembrane transport; regulation of intracellular pH. The record is from RefSeq and is a predicted model, not a curated record. Gene Ontology annotation, molecular function: solute:inorganic anion antiporter activity; monoatomic anion transmembrane transporter activity; sodium:bicarbonate symporter activity. Gene Ontology annotation, cellular component: plasma membrane; basolateral plasma membrane.
GUGCAAAACCUGGCCAGCAGCCCGAGUGAGUAGGAGCCAUGUGACUCUGGUGAGUUGGAGUGUGCAAUUGCCUCCUGCUUCAGAGCUACCUGAUCCGAAUACUAAGCAGAGCGAGUGCCGGGCUGAGUGUAAGACACUGAAGACACUGCAGAGCAAGGUGCUUAUUCCAGAGGCGUUACAAAACAUGGAGAUUAAAGACCAGGGAGCCCAAAUGGAGCCGCUGCUGCCUACGCCCUGAAGAUGCUGAGAGAUAGAGAUGGCUGUGAUUACCUUUCUUUAAGACAGGAAAUGCAAUCUUUAGGGGUUUCUGGAAAUAGAAAAGUCUUGCGGUCUGGAACAUAUGAGCCUUUUCAAUCUCUAAGUCAUCAGAGAAAUGAUGAAGAGGCAGUUGUGGAUAGAGGUGGAACUCGUUCCAUUCUCAAAACACACUUUGAGAAAGAAGAUUUAGAAGGUCAUCGAACACUCUUUAUUGGAGUUCAUGUGCCCCUGGGAGGAAGAAAAAGCCAUCGACGUCACAGGCAUCGUGGUCAUAAACACCGGAAGAGAGACAGAGAGAGAGAUUCGGGAUUAGAAGAUGGAAGGGAGUCACCUUCUUUUGACACCCCAUCACAGCGGGUACAGUUUAUUCUUGGAACUGAGGAUGAUGAUGAGGAACACAUUCCUCAUGACCUUUUCACAGAACUGGAUGAGAUUUGCUGGCGUGAAGGUGAGGAUGCUGAGUGGCGAGAAACAGCCAGGUGGUUGAAGUUUGAAGAAGAUGUGGAAGAUGGAGGAGAAAGGUGGAGCAAGCCUUAUGUGGCUACUCUUUCAUUGCACAGCUUGUUCGAGUUGAGAAGUUGCAUUCUGAAUGGGACUGUGUUGCUGGACAUGCAUGCUAACACUUUAGAAGAAAUUGCAGAUAUGGUCCUUGACCAACAAGUGAGCUCAGGUCAGCUGAAUGAAGAUGUACGCCACAGGGUCCAUGAGGCACUGAUGAAACAGCAUCACCACCAGAAUCAGAAAAAACUCACCAACAGGAUUCCCAUUGUUCGUUCCUUUGCUGAUAUUGGCAAGAAACAAUCAGAACCAAAUUCCAUGGACAAAAAUGCAGGUCAGGUUGUUUCUCCUCAGUCUGCUCCAGCCUGUGUUGAAAAUAAAAACGAUGUUAGCAGAGAAAACAGCACUGUUGACUUCAGCAAGGUUGAUCUGCAUUUUAUGAAAAAGAUUCCUCCAGGUGCUGAAGCAUCAAACAUCUUAGUUGGAGAAUUGGAGUUCUUAGAUCGAACUGUAGUUGCGUUUGUCAGGUUGUCUCCAGCUGUAUUGCUUCAAGGACUGGCUGAAGUCCCAAUCCCAACCAGAUUUUUGUUCAUUCUUCUGGGACCCCUGGGAAAGGGUCAACAGUACCAUGAGAUUGGCAGAUCAAUUGCAACCCUAAUGACAGAUGAGGUAUUUCAUGACGUUGCUUACAAAGCUAAAGAUCGUAAUGACUUGGUAUCAGGAAUUGAUGAAUUUCUGGAUCAGGUUACUGUUCUCCCUCCUGGAGAAUGGGAUCCAAGCAUUCGAAUAGAGCCUCCCAAAAAUGUUCCUUCCCAGGAGAAGAGGAAGAUUCCUGCUGUGCCAAAUGGAACAGCAGCCCACGGGGAAGCUGAGCCCCAUGGAGGACAUAGUGGACCUGAACUCCAGCGAACCGGAAGGAUUUUUGGGGGACUUAUUUUAGAUAUCAAAAGAAAAGCUCCAUACUUCUGGAGUGACUUCACAGAUGCUUUCAGCCUGCAGUGCUUAGCAUCUUUUCUAUUUCUCUACUGCGCGUGUAUGUCUCCUGUCAUCACAUUUGGAGGACUGCUGGGAGAAGCAACUGAAGGGCGUAUAAGUGCAAUCGAAUCUCUCUUUGGAGCAUCCAUGACCGGGAUAGCCUAUUCUCUCUUUGGUGGACAGCCUCUUACCAUAUUAGGCAGUACAGGACCAGUUUUGGUGUUUGAAAAGAUUUUGUUUAAAUUUUGCAAAGAAUAUGGGCUGUCAUACCUGUCUUUAAGAGCUAGUAUUGGACUUUGGACUGCAACCCUAUGUAUCAUACUUGUGGCCACUGAUGCAAGUUCUCUUGUCUGCUAUAUCACCCGGUUUACUGAAGAAGCUUUUGCUUCCCUAAUUUGCAUCAUUUUCAUUUAUGAAGCCCUGGAGAAGUUGUUUGAGCUCAGUGAAGCAUAUCCAAUCAACAUGCAUAAUGAUUUGGAACUGCUGACACAAUACUCGUGUAACUGUGUGGAACCACAUAAUCCCAGCAAUGACACAUUGAAGGAAUGGAAGGAGUCCAAUAUUUCUGCCUCUGACAUAAUUUGGGAGAAUCUAACUGUGUCAGAAUGCAAGUCACUGCAUGGAGAGUACGUUGGACGAGCCUGUGGCCAUGAUCAUCCGUAUGUUCCAGAUGUUCUAUUUUGGUCAGUGAUUCUGUUCUUUUCUACGGUUACUCUGUCAGCCACCCUGAAGCAGUUCAAGACUAGCCGAUAUUUUCCAACCAAGGUUCGAUCCAUAGUUAGUGACUUCGCUGUCUUUCUUACAAUUCUGUGUAUGGUUUUAAUUGACUAUGCCAUUGGAAUCCCAUCUCCAAAGCUGCAAGUACCAAGUGUUUUCAAGCCCACCAGAGAUGAUCGUGGCUGGUUUGUUACACCUUUAGGUCCAAAUCCAUGGUGGACAGUAAUAGCUGCUGUUAUUCCAGCUUUGCUUUGCACUAUUCUAAUUUUUAUGGACCAACAGAUUACAGCUGUCAUCAUCAAUAGAAAAGAGCAUAAGCUAAAGAAAGGUUGUGGGUACCAUCUGGAUCUAUUAAUGGUGGCUGUCAUGCUCGGUGUGUGCUCCAUCAUGGGCCUGCCGUGGUUUGUGGCUGCCACGGUCCUCUCCAUCACUCAUGUCAACAGUCUAAAACUGGAAUCAGAAUGCUCAGCUCCAGGAGAACAGCCCAAAUUUCUUGGCAUUCGGGAGCAAAGAGUUACAGGGCUUAUGAUUUUUAUUCUUAUGGGUUCAUCAGUCUUUAUGACCAGUAUUUUGAAGUUUAUUCCCAUGCCAGUGCUAUAUGGAGUGUUUCUUUAUAUGGGUGCUUCAUCUCUAAAGGGAAUUCAGCUCUUUGAUAGAAUAAAGCUCUUCUGGAUGCCUGCAAAACAUCAACCAGACUUUAUAUAUCUAAGGCAUGUACCACUUCGAAAAGUCCAUCUCUUCACAAUUAUUCAGAUGAGUUGCCUCGGCCUUUUGUGGAUAAUAAAAGUUUCAAGAGCUGCUAUUGUGUUUCCCAUGAUGGUGUUAGCCCUGGUAUUUGUAAGAAAGUUGAUGGACUUGUUGUUUACCAAACGAGAACUCAGCUGGCUGGAUGACUUAAUGCCUGAGAGUAAGAAAAAGAAACUAGAAGAUGCUGAAAAGGAAGAAGAACAAAGUAUGCUAGCUAUGGAAGAUGAGGGCACAGUGCAACUCCCGUUGGAAGGGCACUACAGAGAUGAUCCAUCUGUGAUCAAUAUUUCUGAUGAAAUGUCAAAGACUGCCUUGUGGAGGAACCUUCUGAUUACUGCCGAUAACACAAAAGAUAAGGAGUCAAGCUUUCCUUCUAAAAGCUCCCCUUCCUAAUCACUCUAGAAGCUGAUUCCCCAAAGCACUGAAAGCCGAAAAGAGAAGAAAGCUGACUCAGGGAAAGGUGUUGACAGGGAGACUUGUCUAUGACUUGAUCUUCAAUUUAUUUUUUACAUAUAUAUGAGAAGAGUGUCACAAUUAUUAAUAAAACUGCUUUGAUCAUGUAUUGUAAAUUCUGUCUCUCAUCCCAAAUCCACCUUCAUACUGUAAGUAGUGCAAUACUUGUUUCAUUUCUGUGUUUAAACAACUGAACGGUGAGACACCCUUGUGAGCAGAAACAAUAGGUAAUGUAAGAAUCUAUGUGUUCCUUGCUGUAUGUUAGACAUUUGUAAAUACUGGAUUCUCAUUGUCAGUUUUAUGAGAGCAAUAGCUUCCUUAAAGAAAUAAGUCAUAUUUACCAAGUUUGUAUUUUCCUACUGUAGUGACCUGAAGAUGUCUAAUAAUUUCAUUCAGAAGAAUUUUGAAAGAUAGUCUUACUUCUUUUUAUUUUUUAUAGCUUAGCGUUAGUGACUUAUUUCAAAAGACCCAAAUCAAAAAGUUAGUUUGAAAGCAUUUUUAAUAAUUGUAUUUAUGCAUUUCCUUGAUUUAAUAUGAUACAUUUAAUACUUAACAAUUUAUAUGUAACUGAAACUUAAAGUCAUUUGAAAAACUAUAUAGAAACCUGUUCAAAACUUGUUAAAAAGAAUCAGAUAUGAUGCAAAGGAGUCAAGUAGUAUUUGCUUAAAAUUCAAGUUGUGACUACAUGAUUAAAUAGUAGGCUUGUACGAAAUGCUUUAGAAAAACUUUGUAACAGUUUUGUGGGAUUUUCAUAUAAACCUUUAUCAGAAAUGUGCUGUUAAGUUUCUCUCCCAUUGAAAACAGAUGUUUUCCAAAUAAACCUAUUAUAUACAUGCACGUGGAAUAUCACAUGUGAAUCAUUGUACAUGAAAUUCCACUCCUGUACAGUUAUCUGCUGCUAGUGGUCAUGUACUGCUUAAUGCUGGUCCUGAAUCACAUUCUAAUGUUAGACCAAUAGGUCUCCAAUUGUACUUUUUUUUUCUCUGCAAAGUUUUUUCCACUUUUUACUUAUUGCAUGUUGUGGAAAACAAUCUUUUAAAUGAAAAUUUUAGAUUCUGUUUGAGAACAUUCUGUAUAUAUUUCAGUCCAAAUGGAAUAAUGCAUCUUUACCAAGCUUAUACAAGAGGAAGGAAAGUUAAGAAGUUUUUGAGUAUUAUUAAAAUACAAUUUCAUUCCAUUUUAGAUGAAUAUGAACUUAAUAAAGACUAAAUCUCAUAGUGCUCUUGGUUCCUAAGUAUGAUCAAUGAUCAUGAACUUUAUAAUACUUCAAUGUUCAAGUUUACAAUAAUUCAGAGCCCUGUGGCUUUUUCAGACUAUUAAUUAUGUACUCUGUAAGUGCACAUGAAAAGUGCAAAAAAAAUUCUUCUUGUGAUUAAGCUAAUGAGGGAAAAAAAUCAACAAAGCCUCCAUUAGGUUCAAUAUUUUGAUACAUUUUACAAAUUACCCUCAUAAUCCUUUAAAGAUUUUUUUUUCUUAUGGAACGUGAGCUUAAAAAUUAUGGGAAGAAUAAUUUGCAGUUAAUAAAGUUUUUAUUUAUAAAUGCUGAAGAAAAAUACAGAAACUUCCUGUUCCAGAUGUGUUGCCUUUGUGUAUUUUAUAAUAGAGAUACUAUAUUGUAAACAUUUCCAUUGUUUUAUGAUUUAGCCAGUCAGUCCCAGAAGCAGCCUCUUAGUGUUUUAAUAUAUUAAUGACUGUUCUGUUAAAAUGAUCAUAGUGAGUUAAAACCUUCACGUGAUCUCCUAUUUGAAUAAGCAAUCAUAUCCAAUGAAAUUCUGUAUUUCUGAGUAUUUUUAUAGUCAUUUUGUUCUUGUGUGAAUUUUAAUGCUAUCCCUAUGUUAACCUAAUAUUUUGAAAUCAUAAAAAAUAUAAGAAAAAUGUAGUGUUAUAUAUUUACUCCUAAUUUCAGACUCCUGGUCAAAAUUACUGAAUAUAUUGAAUGUAAUUUAGUGCAAAGUUUAAGUAAUGUGUAAAUGUGACUAGGAUAUUGUGUUUUUCACAACUAAGAAAUGUUAUGUGGAAAUAAAUAUUUAUCCUAACUAAUUUCCUUGCA